AUGAGACCGUUAACUAUAAGUAGUUUUGUUCGUAUUUUACUGGUAGUAUUCCUCCAUCAAGUAAUAUUAUGCGUCAAGAUCCACGCUUCAGACACUUUUACAGCUCACAUGCUUGGAAUCUUUGUUAGUGACAACGAGUUACCUUGCGAACAUCACGUUCUUAAACAGACAUUGGAAAUAGCAAAGGAGAAAGUGACAACCCUCUACCCUCACAUUGCAUUCCAUCUGGUUGUCCGCAAUAGCGAAACCUUGUGCAAUGCCAACAUGGCUGCCAUUUUCGCGGCGGAAGAAUAUUAUCGGCGCAAAGUUACUGCGUUCAUUGGUCCUGGUUGUUCGACUGGUUUGGAACCUGUAGGAAAUAUGGCGUCGUAUUGGAAUCUUCCUGUCUUCUCAUCUGGAGGGAUCGACAACAAGUUUUCAAACAAGAUCAUUUACUUAACACUUACCCGACUAGGCUUCUCUCUUCAAAGACUGAGUGAAUUUGUUCUGGCCACAAACCACCAGUUUAAUUGGCACCGAAUAGCCAUUGUGGUGGACGAAACUGACCACCUUCACAUUUUGAUGAGACAGAGUUUAGAACUAGCACUGUAUGAAGUUGACCACGAGGUGCACAUUGGAUUGCACGCUUUUUCCAGAACAGCUCGUCUUCAGGCCAAUUUUACUAACAUCCUUCAAGAAGGAAGCCAGUACGCUAGAAUUUUUAUCCUCGUGGCUAAAGGAUACACUGUUAGAAACAUUCUUUUGGCUGCUCAUGACCUAGGGAUGUCUAAUGGAGAAUACGCUUUUCUUACAAUAGAACUAUUCAAAAACAAACGUAGCUUUGGAGACUUUUCGUGGUUCGUACCUGGUGAUAGCAGGAAUAAGGAUGCGCGAAAAAUCUACGAAUCCCUUAUGGUCUUCUCAGUUCGUGUUCCAACAAAUCCAGAGUACGAAACCUUUAUCAAAGAUACGAUAACCCGCUCAAACAAGGAAUUUAACCUAACUUUGGAUGAUACUGCGGUUAAUGUGAUGGUUGCAGGAUUUCAUGACUGUGUUUUGAUGUACGCUUGGGCUUUAAACGAAACACUGGCUGUCGGUGACGAUCCUUUGGACGGCUACAAUUUGAUACGAAGAGUUUGGAAUAACACGUUUCAUGGAGGUUUGACCGGUGAUAUUUAUAUUAACGAGAACGGAGAUAGAGAAGCAGAUUACACUUUGAGUGACAUGGAUCCGAAGACAGGAGAAAUGAGGGUUUUGAGAACACCGUUAGAUGUUAAUAUCUCUGAGUUUGCUUCCGAUACCCAGGUUUUGAGAACAUCGUUAGAUGUUAAUAUCUCUGAGUUUGCUUCCGAUACCCAGGUAUUGAGAGCAUCGUUAGAUAUUAAUAUCUCUGAGUUUGCCUCCGAUACCCAGCCUGUUGCUCUCUAUCUCGGACCUCGUAAAGAAUAUCAACCAAUAGACGGAGUUAAUAUUCACUGGCCAGGCGGGAAAGGACCACCCCCUGACGCUCCAUAUUGCGGUUUCUUUGGGGAAAAUCCUCAGUGUCAAGACCGGGAAGAGAUCGCUUCGAAUAACGUGGGUGAUCGUGCCUUACAGAAACGUUGUGUUGGAAUGUACAAGUUUCGGUUAAUGUUCCAGGGGAUGCACGUGUCUAUCACGUUUCUGGACGUCAAACGACUGAUCGUAACUAGGAACCUUUUACUUGAGCUAAAACAGAUAAGGGAUAUAACUCAUGAAAAUUUGGUACGAUUUAUCGGCCUGAGUCCUGAAGAACCUAAUGUUUCACUGCUAAUGGAACACUGCCCCAGGGGAACGCUACAGGACCUCUUAAGCAACGAUAGUAUGAAGAUAGACUGGCCUUUCAGAUUCUCCAUCAUAAGUGACAUUGUGGAGGUCCCAACAUCUCCUAAAGUUGUGAAG
Limulus polyphemus (Atlantic horseshoe crab) is the source of this 1899-nucleotide messenger RNA. Its product is annotated as atrial natriuretic peptide receptor 1-like. The record is from RefSeq and is a predicted model, not a curated record. The annotation marks the transcript as partial. NCBI's taxonomy places the organism in Eukaryota, Metazoa, Arthropoda, Merostomata, Xiphosura, Limulidae. Gene Ontology annotation, cellular component: membrane. Gene Ontology annotation, biological process: protein phosphorylation. Gene Ontology annotation, molecular function: peptide hormone binding; protein kinase activity; signaling receptor activity. The transcript has 12 exons.